Messenger RNA from Penicillium macrosclerotiorum, 1134 nucleotides. Its product is annotated as polyubiquitin-binding protein UFD1. NCBI's taxonomy places the organism in Eukaryota, Fungi, Ascomycota, Eurotiomycetes, Eurotiales, Aspergillaceae. The record is from RefSeq and is a predicted model, not a curated record. Bases 1 to 1134 code for a protein of 377 amino acids. The transcript is spliced from 2 exons. Gene Ontology annotation, cellular component: VCP-NPL4-UFD1 AAA ATPase complex. Gene Ontology annotation, molecular function: polyubiquitin modification-dependent protein binding.
AUGGACGACUUUUUCAGUGCCAGUAUGAUGCGCCCAGGAGCGGUGCCUCGUCGUUUUGAUGAGUAUUACCGAUGUUAUCCUGUCGCCAUGCUUCCAGGUCCUGAAAGAGAGAACGUCAACCAUGGUGGCAAGGUUAUUAUGCCGCCGAGUGCAUUGGACAAGCUCACUCGUCUUCACAUCACCUACCCUAUGCUGUUUGAGCUACACAAUGGUGCAAAGGAGAGAAUGACACAUGCUGGUGUCCUCGAGUUCAUCGCCGAGGAGGGCAAAAUCUAUCUGCCGUUCUGGCUCAUGCAAACCCUUUUGCUGGAACCCGGUGAUCUUCUUCAGAUCAAAUCUACCGACCUGCCUCCCGGCCAAUUCAUUAAGCUCCAGGCGCAAUCGACCUCGUUCCUCGACAUUAGCGACCCCAAAGCCGUUCUUGAAAAUGCCUUCCGAAACUUCUCAUGUCUUACGAAGGGCGAUGUCUUCACAUUUGCAUAUAAUGAUCAAGUAUACGAAAUGGCAGUUCUCGAGACCAAGCCUGCGGGCUCCAAAAACGCCGUGUCAGUACUAGAAACCGAUCUGGAAGUCGACUUUGCCCCGCCAGUCGGUUUCGAAGAAUCACAGCGGACUAGUGGCACAAGCACUCCUGGCAGUGCAAUCAGUGGGAAGCUCCCGGCUGGAGGCUUGUUACAUUCGCAGGGCACCAUGGCACAAUCUAUCAACUAUUCCGCCAUUGCGCCUGAGUCAACCGACGCCGCUGCAGGUGCUAGAGCCGUGUCGUCCAACUUUUUGUCUGCAGGUCAACGUCUCAAUGCCAAGAAGGGCAGCAAGGCUCCUACCCCGAAGGCCAGCACUCCCACCCCCGGUGCGACGAAUCCCCAGCAUCCCCCUCCGGCCCGCAAGACCAAUGGCCCGCAGCCGCUCCGACUUCCUCCUAACCAGCUUUUCUUCGGUUACGCAAUCAAGUCACCCAAGCCCCGCGAUGAGAAUGGGCAGGUUGUUGCAGAAGACCAGCCGAAGUUCCAGGGUAUCGGCCAGACACUGCGUGGGAAGCGAAAAGAUGCGACUGGAUCGGCCACCCCCACCUCCGGGAGCGAAGCCGACAGCCAGAAGGGCAAGGGAACUGGUCGCGCUCUAGGAAAGCGCUAA